AUGGCGGAUAGGAGAGACUUACAAGGCAGAGAUCGAAUACGCGGGGCAUUGGGCUCGAACUCCCCGCAUUCGCCAUACGAUGGUCGGGGUGGUCCACCUCCGCCUAUACGAGCUGGUUUCCCAUCACAUGGUGCUUCCUAUCAGACCCAAGAGCGGAGACCCGGAUGGUCCCAUCAAACUUCCGGCCCGAGUGAUGGACAUCAUGUGCCGAGCACGUCCUCUGGAGUGGGAACAGCAGCGUUCAGCACAAAUGUGCACGAACAGCAACAGCAACCGCAGCCCGGAAGCAGUGGGUUGGGCCGUCUGAAUAAUCGACCUGGUGGACGCAGCCGGCGUCCUCUCGCUGACACGUUACGUACGCGUGGACCCGAUGCGCCAUCGAAGCAUGGCACGACCGGUCAGCCGUUGACUCUGCAGUCGAAUUAUUUUAAACUGUUGAAACGACGAGAGUGGACUCUGUAUCAAUACCAUGUGGAAUUUGUACCACCGUGUGCUAGUCCGCGUUUGAUGCAAUCACUCGUUAACGAGCACAAAAGACUCCUCGGAGGGUUCGUUUUCGACGGCGUUCAGUUGUUCACCGCUUGCAGACUGUCGAACGACGAGUUGGUGUUGCACUCGGAACACGACCGUACCGGGGACAAGUACGAGCUGCACAUUCAACGCAUCACAGUAGUCGACAUGACGGACGAAACCGGCAUACAGGUGCUGAAUCUCAUCCUACGACGAGCAAUGAAUGGUCUUAAUCUGCAGUUAGUGGGUCGUAACUUGUACGACGCCGCAGCCAAAAUCCCGAUCCGAGAAUAUCAUAUUGAGUUGUGGCCCGGCUACAUUACGAGCAUCCGGCAACACGAAGCCGAUGUGUUAGUGUGCUGCGAAAUAGCCCACAAAACGAUGCGCAUGCAGACGUGCUAUGAUAUCCUUCGCGAGUGUCAACGGCACGACCGAAACUUUAAGGAAGCUUUCCGUCGAGCUGUACUCGGAUGUGUCGUGCUGACAGGGUACAACAACAAAACGUACACCAUCCACGACGUUACAUUCGAUACCACCCCAGAGAGUACGUUCGAGACGAAGAAUGGCAAGAUAUCGUUCCUGGAGUACUAUAAAAACAAGUACAACCUACGCAUCCGUGAUGCCUAUCAGCCAAUGCUGCUGUCGAGAGCAAAGAAGAAGGACACCCGGUCAGGGGAUAGCGAGCUGAUGGCACUAGUACCAGAGUUGUGUCAAAUGACCGGACUGACGGAUUCGAUGCGUUCUGAUUUCAAAAUGAUGCGGGCAAUGGCAGACCAUACCCGUUUGAAUCCUGACCGACGCAUCGAACGCCUGGAAACGUUUAACCGACGCCUACAAACAUCUCCCGAAAGCCAGGAAGUGUUUAAAGUGUGGCAGAUGGAGCUCGAUCGCCGGCUAGUGGACUUACCUGGCCGUUUGCUUCCGCAAGAGAUGAUAUUUUUCUCAACUACCUCCAACGGUGUACAAGCGGGUGAGAAUGCCGAUUGGACUGCUCACUUCCGCGAUAAUCCUAUGUUCGCGACGGUCCGACUAAGCCGCUGGUACUUAGUUGUUCCCGCCCGUUGGCAGCGUGAAGCGGGUGACUUUUUGAACUGCAUGAUCACGGCCGCCCGUGGAAUGCGUUUCGAAAUCAGCAACUGCGAGAUGGUGCCGAUGCCCGACGAUAAUCCAACCACGUACGUGCGCACGUUGGACGCCAUCAUCAACAAGGACCCGCAAAUGAUCAUGUGUGUGGUAUCGAACAACAAGUCGGACAGAUACACCGCCAUUAAGAAGAAAUGCUGCGUCGAACGUGCUAUCCCGACGCAGGUCAUGGUCCAGAAAACAAUUACGCCCAAGAGCGGCAACGUACGCACACUCAUGUCUGUGGCCACGAAGGUGGUCAUUCAGAUGAACUGCAAGCUAGGUGGCGUACCAUGGAAGGUGAAGAUUCCCCUCAAUGGGUUGAUGACAAUCGGGUUCGAUGUGUGCCACGAUUCUAAGGAUAAAAGCAAAUCAUUUGGGGCGAUGGUGGCAACACUCGAUCACGACAAUCGAGGGACGCCCAAAUUCUUCUCCACCGUUAGCCACCAUUCAAGUGGGGAGGAAAUUUCCAACUACCUGCCGCUAAACACCGUGAAGGCUUUAAACGAGUAUCGACGAGAAUUUGGUGAGUUACCCAAGCGAAUAAUCUUCUACCGUGACGGAGUCAGCGAUGGUCAGCUGCAGUACAUUUAUGACCACGAGGUUCGCUCGUUGGUAGAAAAACUAGGCCAAAUCUACAAAUCGGCUGGCGUAGAGCAGGAGGUACUGCUCACCUUCUUUAUCGUGAACAAACGCAUCAACACUCGUUUCUUCGACCACCGACUGAAUCCUCGCCCGGGUACUGUAGUGGAUAACGUAGUAACACUUCCUCAGCGCACCGAUUUCUACCUCGUUUCGCAAUCGGUGAAACAAGGCACCGUCUCACCGACGGCCUACAAUGUAAUUUACGAUACAUCCGGACUCAAAAUCGACCAUCUGCAAAUGUUGUCCUACAAGCAGUGCCAUCUGUACUACAAUUGGUCCGGUACAACGCGUGUACCGGCCGUCUGCCAGUAUGCGCACAAGCUUUCCUUCCUAGUGGGCCAGUACCUACAUCAGUCCCCGAGCAACAUGCUCGAAAAGAAGCUCUACUUUUUGUAG
This is a messenger RNA of Anopheles nili, 2673 nucleotides long. RefSeq names its product protein aubergine (gene aub). Gene Ontology annotation, molecular function: protein binding; piRNA binding. The transcript is spliced from 5 exons. Gene Ontology annotation, cellular component: P granule. Gene Ontology annotation, biological process: regulatory ncRNA-mediated gene silencing. Lineage: Eukaryota; Metazoa; Arthropoda; Insecta; Diptera; Culicidae. The record is from RefSeq and is a predicted model, not a curated record. The coding region runs from base 1 to 2673 and encodes 890 amino acids.